AAUGAGGGCGCGAGCUGGCUUGGCGCGUGGCGGCGGCGGCGGUUAGCGCUGCGAGAGCCGAAAGCGUCCGCGCCGUGUAUCGCGCUCUAUCAUGGAGGGCCGGGGCCAUCCAGCCCACCACGGCUACCAGCACACGCCCACGCCCAUCAACAGAGGGGACAUAACGAUGGAGGAGACAAAUGGUGGAGCAAUGCAGGUGGACUCUCCUCCCAAGGUGGGGGGAACAGUGGAGCCUCCCCCAAGAGAAGAGCCCAUUCUGGAUCCUGUGAAUGGCAUUGUCCAGCCUCCUUUCUCCCCACCCCCUCAUAGACCUGGACGUAUCACAAAUCAACUUCAAUAUAUACAGAAACAAGUCAUGAAAACUGUUUGGAAACAUCAGUUUGCAUGGCCAUUCCAUCAGCCAGUUGAUGCUGUGAAGCUCAAUUUACCAGACUACCACAAAAUAAUUAAACAUCCUAUGGAUUUGGGCACGAUCAAAAAGCGGCUUGAAAAUAAAUAUUACUGGAGUGCCAAAGAGUGUAUACAGGACUUCAACACUAUGUUUACUAAUUGCUAUGUGUAUAAUAAGCCUGGUGAAGAUGUAGUGUUAAUGGCACAGACCUUAGAAAAAAUAUUUUUAACUAAAGUGGCAGCUAUGCCCAAGGAUGAAAUUGAGGUAGAAGAUGCAACAAACAAAGGUGGGAAGGGUCGAAAGGGCCGGACACCAGCAGUGCCUGGAGCCAAGCCACCUAGGCCACCCGCUCCGGCAUCUGCCCCUUCUGUGACUGCUCCAGCUCCAGCUCCGGCAGUCACAGCACCACCUGCCAUGAGUGCUGUUAGCGUUGGGAACAUUACCGGCACUAGCUCACCAGCCCUCUCCAAUUCUCUCACCUCGCCACCCACAGCAACUACCAUGGGGUCAUCUCAGCUGCCACUGCCAAUCAGUGCCACCACUCCUGCAACUCAAACUACUGUGCUGGGCUCCACUGCUCAGCCCACCGUCCCAGCACCAGCACCCACUAACUCUUAUCCACCUGUGUCACUAGGAGGAUCAAUCCAAGGCUACCCCCCUCAUCCCACACCAGCCCCCAGUCAUCCUACCCCCACUACCAUAGAUGGUUGGAACCAGAAUGAUGCUCAGAAAGGUGUAAAGAGGAAAGCAGAUGCCAUGGCUCCAAUGAUUGGCAACUCAAACUUUGAAUCAUUUUCACCUGGGGAAAAGAUAGGCAAGAUAUCUUCUCGGAGAGAGUCGGGCAGACAGAUAAAGAAAGUCAACAAGGAUUUACCAGAUUCUCAGGUAACCUUGAUGGAAACUACUCAGCCACAGCACAGUACGAAACCAAAGGGAAAGGUUUCAGAGUCUUUUAAAAAUUGCAACGAAAUUCUCAAAGAACUAUUUUCAAAAAAACAUUCGGGAUAUGCGUGGCCCUUCUAUAAGCCAGUGGAUGCUGAUCUUUUAGGGUUGUCAGACUACCAUGAGAUCAUCAAACAUCCAAUGGAUUUAGGCUCGGUUAAGACUAAAAUGGAUAACAGAGAGUACAAGAAUGGUGCAGAGUUUGCUGGUGAUGUUAGAACAAUAUUUACAAAUUGCUACAAGUAUAAUCCCCCUGACCAUGAUGUAGUAGCCAUGGCAAGAAAGUUACAAGAUGUCUUUGAAAUGAGAUAUGCCAAAGUGCCAGAAGAUGAACCCUUUGAAAUUCAACCGGCAACAGAUUCCGAAGAGUCUGAAAGUGAGAGUGAGAGUGAAACUGACGACUCUGAGGAUGAGAGAGAAAGGAAGUUAGUUCAGCUACAGGAGCAGCUACGGCAGGUGCAAGAACAGAUGAAGUUGCUGGUUGAAGAGUCUUUAAGAAGAGGGAAAGAAAAGAAGAAAAAGACCAAAAAGAAAAGUAAAGACCGUGAGAAGAUGUUGUCAGAGUUACCCAACGUUCCAAACACAGUUGCCCCCACUGUGAACCAAAAUGCCCCAACAGCAGCAGCUGUCACAACCGCGACAGCUGCUGUUCCUCCUGCAGCACCCCCACCUGGCCCAGUUCCUCCUAAACCUAAGAAGAACAAAACUAGUAAUAAUAAGCAGAAGAGACAACGGUCCAAUCCUAGUAAAUCAAAGAAGAAGGCAGCGGGUGGUGCACCAGGCAUGGUGUUCGACUCUGAGGAUGAGGACAAUGCCAAGCCCAUGUCUUAUGAUGAGAAGAGGCAACUUAGUUUAGAUAUUAAUAAACUACCUGGUGACAAGUUGGGGCGAGUGGUGCACAUAAUCCAGACGAGAGAACCUUCUCUGAGAGACUCGAAUCCAGAUGAGAUUGAAAUAGACUUUGAAACCUUAAAACCCUCUACCCUGAGAGAAUUAGAAGCGUAUGUUGCAUCAUGUCUCAGGAAAAAACCAAGAAAGCCUUAUGCUCGACAAGAUAAGAAAAGUGUUGUGUCAAAAACAAAGGAGGAGUCUAUGGCUGAAAAGAAGCAGGAGCUUGAAAAGCGAUUACAAGAUGUAACUGGCCAAUUAGGUACUCCAGCUGCCAAGAAGACACCCAAAAAAGAAGAGAACAAGAGUAUGGAUGCAGUUGGUGGGGGCACAUCCCGCUUAACAGAAUCCAGCUCUUCUUCUUCAGACAGUGAUUCAUCCUCAUCCUCAUCAUCAUCAUCAUCCUCAGAUUCCUCUGACUCGGAAGCAGGUUAGAUGCGCAUUUCUCUUCGUACGGGAUAAAGCGUUUUUGUAUCAUCAUGACCAAUAUUGUUAUGUCAUUCAAAUGUUUUGUUUUUCUUUCAUUCUUUUUCAUUUUUUUAUUAUUUUUUUUCUCUAUAUUUUAUUAUUCAUUUGUAAAUAGUCAGUUCAUUCCUAAUGUGUCAGUAAAAGCAAUGGCACAUUAACCUAUUUAUAUUGUAAGUUAAGCUCUGGGCAUUUGGUAAUAACAUGCCGAGCCCAAAACAUGACAGUGCUGCCUUUCUCUACUUUGUUUAUUUUCCCCACUCUUACUAAAUUUCUCAGUCUUCCUCGCAUCAUUAUUUUCUAUAUACUUUCUCCCAGAUAUCCUGUCUCUUCAGACUCACAUUUAUUAUUAUUGUGUUAAUGACUUGUCUCUCCCCACCACUGUGGACACAAGAACAAGGCACAAAGAUUUUAUUGUAAGGAUCAGGCCAGAGUGCAGGGAUGUGUUCAGGGGUCAGCGAGUUUGUGCGAUGAGAUGCGUUGUGGAGCUGUUGGUUGGCAUGAGCGAGGUCAGGCUGGGUCACAUCUACAUGAGGCAGACAAUGUGAAUGGUGGCUUAUUGCUCACUGUUUCACUUGCACCUGAGUGCCAGAGGAGGGACAACAAACAGGGAAGGCUGAGGGUGGGGGGAGGCAUGGAAACUAAGGGGAAGAGAGAUGAGCUGUGUCACCUCUGUUGUCAGAUCAGGAUGCUGUUUACUCAUGAAAGUUUCUUUGGGGGCCAAAAUGUUGUUAAAUGUUCUGCUGUCACACUGCCUUGGACCAAGUGAGCACAUGAUGCUGCCGGCUUGCUGGCCUCCAACACAUUGUUUGCACUCACUGGCUUCAUGUGGUCUGGAUCCAUAGGCCACAAGGUAUCACCACAAACCCACAGCUGCAAAGGGCACUUGACCCAUCCACUGGCUGCAUCAGUCCUCAGUUUAGAACUCUUGUUGCUGUGGCAAAUGUGCUGAUACCUUGUUCUGCGGUGGAAGGGGUAUAGCUUUCCAGUACCUGAGAGCGGGAGGAUCUGAUAAAAGACUUGUAACAUCAGCUAAACCUUCCUUCCACCAUAGUGCAGUAACCUCUCAAGGAGUGAGUGUUUGUAUGAGUGGAAACUAUAGUGAGGAAGUUAGCCAAGUGCUGUACCUGCUUCAUCACCAGUAUUGAAAAAAUGGUGCAUCAUAAUUCCAGUACUGUAUAACUGUAAAGCUCCAUCUAAAAAUAGGCUUAAGUUCUUUAUUUAAAGAAUUUGUACUUUCACAAUAUUUUUUAUCCCACAAAAAUAAAUUUAAAUUUUGUAACCUUAGGUGAUGCUGUGAGAUAAUAUAAGGAUUGUAAUGAUGAUUCUCCAUAGAUGUAAGAGCAAUUCCCUUGCUCCAGACACAUCUAUUAGGUCUAGUGUAUCUUCUGUAUUUAGGUGCGUUUGCUUCAUUUCAAGUGAGCAAUAAGCUAUCAGUUGAACAUUGCCAAGUGUUAUUGUGAGCCCCUGGCCAGACCACUGAUGUACAUAUGGACUAAGAAAGUGGUAUGUACUCCUCCUGGUGCAUCACUGUCAACUUAACAUGUGUUUGUGUCUUUAUUAGCAGAUACAAAUGUUGUAUUAUAAAAAAAAUAAACAAGUCAUCCUUCUAA
Messenger RNA from Penaeus indicus, 4299 nucleotides. It is a transcript of the gene fs(1)h, whose product is annotated as bromodomain-containing protein 3-like. Gene Ontology annotation, cellular component: chromatin; nucleus. NCBI's taxonomy places the organism in Eukaryota, Metazoa, Arthropoda, Malacostraca, Decapoda, Penaeidae. The transcript has 12 exons. The record is from RefSeq and is a predicted model, not a curated record. The coding region runs from base 92 to 2656 and encodes 854 amino acids. Gene Ontology annotation, biological process: regulation of DNA-templated transcription; chromatin remodeling.